Molecule: messenger RNA, 1044 nt
Organism: Scomber japonicus (chub mackerel)
Lineage: Eukaryota; Metazoa; Chordata; Actinopteri; Scombriformes; Scombridae
Product: C3a anaphylatoxin chemotactic receptor-like
Exons: 1
Coding region: 1-1044 (347 amino acids)
Biological process (GO): positive regulation of cytosolic calcium ion concentration; inflammatory response; phospholipase C-activating G protein-coupled receptor signaling pathway
Cellular component (GO): plasma membrane
Molecular function (GO): complement receptor activity; G protein-coupled receptor activity
Source: RefSeq, a predicted model, not a curated record
AUGAUGGAGAUGACUGCUACACCCUCCUAUCACACCAAUACAACAGGUGUAUCUGGAGGAGAUGAGUAUGCGGAUCUGAGAAGAUCUCUCGACAUCAUGUCUGCUGUUAUCUGCUGUCUGACUUUCGUUCUGGGUGUGCUUGGAAACGGAGUGGUUAUCUGGGUGACGGGAUUCAAGAUGAAGAAAACAGUGAACACAGUUUGGUUCCUCAACCUUGCUGUGGCUGACUUCCUCUUCACAGCAUUCCUUCCUUUUAUGGGGACAUGGAUCGCUCUGGAUUACCACUGGCCCUUCGGCACGUUCAUGUGCAGACUGAACAACACAGUAUGGUUUGUUAACAUGUUUACCAGCGCCUACAUUCUGGUGGUGAUCAGCAUGGACAGAUACGUGUCUGUGGUUUGGCCUGUCUGGGCCCGGAACCACCGAAAUGUUUGCAAGGCAUCCUAUGUGAGCCUGGGUGUCUGGGUGCUGGGUCUGUUCCUUAGCACUCCAUACUUCAUCUUCAGUUACACUGAACCAUCAUAUGAAGAUAAAAAAAUCAUCCACUGCUACGUGCUUCCUUUUGAUGUCAUGGCCAUCACCCGCGUCCUCAUGGGUUUUGUUGUCCCCUUCAGUGUCAUUGUUUACUGUUACGCUGUGAUAAUCCAUCGUCUCAGGAGGAACCGUGCCGUGGACAGCCACUCAAGUCGCCCCUUUAAAAUCACUGCUGCCAUUAUUGUGACCUUUUUCCUCUGCUUGACUCCCUUUUACAUCAUGGAUAUAAUUGAGUUAGGAUAUUACAACGGUCACUUUUCAAAUCCAGUAUUAGACCAUGUCAUAACUAUCGGGGUCCCUUUAGCCAUCAGCCUGACAUAUGUUAACAGUUGCCUGAAUCCACUGCUGUAUGUGUUCAUGGGCCAAGAUUUCAAGUAUAGAGUUCGCAAAUCUAUCCUGAAUGUAUUUGAGAGUGCUUUCCAGGAGGAGGCUUCCCUCUCACACCCUGACACAGAGUCAGUGGACACCAGUCAGACCCGUGACAAGUCAUUUCAUAAUACUGAAGUAUAA